CCCGACUAUGUUUUGAAAUGCAUCAGGCAGGGCUGUUUCUUGUUUGGAGACGGCAGCAUUCAAUAUCUUGAGUGCCUGCUUAACAGGUGCUUUUGGCGGUGUGGAACCUGCAGUCAGGAUCAUGGAAGAGAACUCUCUUGGUAAAGAGAACAGUCAGCAUGUAAUCGUUAGAUGUUCCAGGUCACAGGAACAAGAGUAUGACAAAACUGCCAAGUCUGAGCACCAGAAAAAGUAUCGUAAUACUCUUAGGGUUUGAAUGAUCAAUAUGAUACAUUUAAUCAUGGUUUCACAUUCCCUGUAGUAGAAGCAGAUUCUCACCCCGGCAUUGUCUUACUACUCUGUGGUUGUAUUUUUGAUACAUUCUGUUUAUCUCUCUCAUGGUGGGUUCAGGCUCCAUCAUUGGAUAUACAGCAUUUAUGCAGCUUUUCCAUUACCCAGAGAUGCACUCUUUGUUCUACCUGAGUUUGAUCGAUCUGCUGCUGGGGCUUUGUUGGUUGAUUGGAGCUCUGCUUUGCAGGGACACCAUCACUGCUCAGAAUGUGAACUGCUACAAUCUCCAGGCGGUCGGACAGAUCCUGUGCAUCUGUUCAUUUUGCUACACUCUGAACUAUAUCUGGUGCCUGUUCAGUGAACUGAGGACAAAGGUUCACACUGUGGAGAAUGGCACAUCUGGCCUGAACAUGACUGAAUGGAGAGCCAGAGUGAAGAAGGUUCUUGUAAUCUUACCCAGGUUUUUUUGCAGCUUGAUUCCUGUCAUGCUGAUGGUUCCGGUAUUUUCUAUUGGAAAUGGAUAUGGUUGUUAUGCCAACUACAGCAGCUCAGGCUUCCUGCUGCCGUUAAUUCUUGAAGAGAGCUACACUGUGGAUCAGAGAACUGCAUGUUAUGCUGUCUACCUGUACAGCACCAUCACCUUCCUCAUCACUUUCUUCUUUACUUUACUUGGACUUGUGAUUUUUCUAAUUCAAACCCGGUUCUUGUAUAAACCGGUGCAUGUGACAGGGUAUUUUGGAGCUGAGCAGUGGGCAAAGAUCGGUGUGUUUGAACGGAGUAUCGUCUUGUAUUCCACAGCUUUUAUCUUCUGCUGGGUCCCAGCGAGUAUUCUUGCCAUGGUCAAGCUGCUGAAUCCAAUGAACAUGAGCCACCUUUACAUUGUACUCUACUUUCUCCAGGCAUUCACAGCUCCAUCGCAGGGACUGCUGAACUGCAUUUUGUACGGUUGGACCCAGAGACUGUUCCUAUACAUGAAGCAAAGUGCCUACUGUGACGCUGACACACAAACCCCACUCCUGCGUUUCCAGAAACGGGUAUACUGCAGUACGAAGAGUACUGAAGUGUUCUAAAGAAUCAGCUUAAAGUCUCAAUGGUCUGAAGGUGUCAAGAAUGACAUUCCAUUUUUUAUAGCUCUUUUCACAUUUCUUUCAAGAUAUCCAAAAGUGCCUUACCAACCAAUGAAGCAUACAGAAUCACAACUCCCACAACCACUCCAUCCACCUCGGAGAUGGUAAAAACUACAUGUCGAGUUUGACAGGAUGGAGGGGAUACAAAUGAGGGGGACGAAUAUUGAUUCUUACUAUGCUGCAGGAAGAAGCUGGUAUUUCCAGUGUUCUCUUAAGUAUAUUUAUUUUUAAACCUAUGAAAUACGUUAAAGUUUUUUUAAAAAAACUUAACUGUCAAGUUGUUAUCUUUUGCAAGGGGAAACAAUAAAAGUCUGCCCGU
Molecule: messenger RNA, 1716 nt
Organism: Hypanus sabinus (Atlantic stingray)
Lineage: Eukaryota; Metazoa; Chordata; Chondrichthyes; Myliobatiformes; Dasyatidae
Gene: tmem116
Product: transmembrane protein 116
Exons: 10
Coding region: 378-1340 (320 amino acids)
Biological process (GO): adenylate cyclase-activating G protein-coupled receptor signaling pathway
Cellular component (GO): plasma membrane
Molecular function (GO): G protein-coupled receptor activity
Source: RefSeq, a predicted model, not a curated record